CACAUUCAGACUUAUUUAAUGUCCAUAUACUUUUUUUGCGCCACUGUAUGAUUUUAUCAAUUACAGUUGUUGUUAUAAACUCUUCUCCAACAGGUCUGCCUUUGGUCGUUGUUUGUCUGGACCCUGUUUCAGUUCAGUUUGAGAAAUCACCAGUAUUGGUGGUGUAACAGGUGUUACAUUUAUUUAUUAAUUUCACACAAAAUCUCUCUUUUUGUUAUUAUCAUUUGUUAUAUUUAUAUAAUUAUUUUGUAUUCUGGAAAUUCUUUUAAUAUUUCAUUUAAUUUAUUCUUUUAAUAUUGAUUUCUUUUAUUUGAGAUGUCAUGUUUCUAUGGUUAUAUGGUACUUUUUCAGUAUUGUUAAAAAUGGCGCGUGGCUCCUUUAAGACUUAUGUUCCGGUUCCGGUUGCUCUCCUUCUGUUCGCGGUAAACGCGACUGAGGAGAGGGUAGUUGUGCUGAAGCUCCGUCUAAAAAGUUUGAUAUGAGUUUUGUUUAUUGUAAUAAAACAUGUAAUUUUGUUCUUAAAUUCACUUUAAUCUUAUUCAAACAUGUAUGAAGUUUGUGUGAAUGAUAUGGAGCAUGUAUUUUUGGAGAGAGUUCAUUAAGCAUGAGUGUGCAAGCUCUGUGGCUAAAAUAAUGCUUUUCACGGACAGGCUGGUGUUCCAGUUGUGAGAGAAGGCCACAGAUUCGAGCUUAUUUUGAUUAAUUUGUUUCUUUAUUCAUGCAGAAUAAAAUCUGGCCAGAGUAAUUCCUGUUGCCCGGUCUUGUUCAUUUAUCCACACAACGCAGAGCUAAACGAAGGCCGGUCACAGUGGCAUCAGGUAGAGAUGGCAUCUUUACAGUGCAGACCGUGUCUGACACAUCCCUCAUCAGAUGGAUCAAUGGCAGACAGAUGACACUGGCAUUGUGGGCGAUUGGACAGCCUGUUGUAAUACCAGUCCCAGAGUACCAGGGAAGAAUCUCUGUCACAGUCAAUCAACUUAAGAUCAAUAACAGCCAGCUCCUUGAUUCUGGAAACUUCUCAGCCUCAAGUGGAACCUUGUCCUGCCACUGGACUUGGUGUAAACACCCGUUUAGUUCAGCUCAAGGUGUUUGCUGAGUCCGAACAAUGCUACAAUUGUUGCUAGCAAUGCUACUAAAGGUUACAUGUCUUUAAGGCAUCGUUUACCCCCAGAAAAUGAAAAUUCUGUCAUUAUUUACUUGCAUUCACAAGAUAAAGAGCAUUUUAUUGGACAAAAAUUUGGAUACGCAAGAUUGCAAGAUGAAUCAACAAUAUGUUUUCCUGGUUGUGAUUUUAUUUGUAUUUUUUUAUCCCCUUUUUUCUCCCAAUUUGGAAUGCCCAAUUCCCACUACUUAGUAGGUCCUUGUAGUGGCGCGGUUACUCACCUCAGUCCGGGUGGUGGAGGACAAGUCUCAGUUGCCUCCUCUUCUGAGACCGUCAAUCCGUGCAUCUUAUUACGUGGCUCAUUGCGCAUGACACCGCAGAGACUCAUAGCAUGUGGAGACUCAUGCUAUUCUCCGUGAUCCACGCACAAAUUACCACGUGCCCCACUGAGAGCGAGAAGCACUAAUCGUGACCACGAGGAGGUUACCCCAUGUGACUCUACCCUCCCUAGCAACCGGGCCAAUUUGGUUUCUUAGGAGACCUGGCUGGAGUCACUCAGCACGCCCUGGAUUCAAACUCGUGACUCCAGGGGUGGUGGUCAGCGUCAAUACUCGCUGAGCUACCCAGGACCCCCCGGUUAUGAUUUUUAAAUACAUCUGCUAAAAGUUAUGUUUGUAAACUUUUAGGAGUACACUUGCACAUAGAUGAACUCAAAACUAUGGUUAUUACUGCACCCAUGGCAUAGUUAUGCAGCAAUUUAGCUGCUGGAUGUUUAUACAUCCAGGGACGGAUUAUGACUUGCAAAGGUCCCGGGGCCAAUUAUCUCCAAGGGCCCCCUCCAAGGGUUUGUUUUCAUUGUUGAUGGGUUUUCGAGCGGGGGGGAUCGCCAAACUGGAUCGCACAACCUUAAAGCCCAGGCCCAUCCGGGCAGUCAAGGGCCCCUGGGCACUGGCCCCAUUGGCCCGGUCGGUAAUCCAUCCCUGUAUACGUCAUAUUUCGAUAUGAUCUCAAAACUUUCUAGUCAACCUUGAACACCAAAAAUAAGUUCGAAAACAUUUGUCACUAAUUCUGCGGGAUGCUCAUUUUCAGUUUUAAGAGAUAAUUCUAAAUAUUUUUUGCCAUUUUGAAAGAUAAAAAACAGCAAGAAAGGAAACCAUUUGAAACUAGGACAUGAGUUUUUAUUUCCUUUAUCUUAACGUGAUAUAUGCAGCUUCUCUCUCUCUCCGCACGCUUGUGUUUGAUGGAGAACAAAAGAGUGUUUUCUUUAGACUCGUGCCGGACGAUCCAUGUCCUAAACACAGGGACCCCAAAAAUAAUAUAUGUGUUAUGUGUAAAGAAGACGCUGGAAAAAGGGAUAGGAGUUAUUGUCUGUCACUUUUACAUUGCCCAACAACAACACAAGAUAAAGCAAUUAAACAAACGUUGAACUCCAGAACAAUCAAUCAAUAUUAAUGUUUGAUUGCCCACUCCAUGAAUGCACAGAACUACAGUAUAUGCAUAUAAUAACACUGUUAAAGCUUGAAUACUUUUAAAGGUAAGCUACACCCUGGAAAAAUGGUCCUGAAUUGUCAUUUUUAAAAAUCAAAUCAAAAUCAAAUCAAAUCACUUUAUUGUCACACAGACAAUAAUUACUGAAAUUACUAAAAAAUAAAUAAAACGUUUGAUUUAAAGUUGUUGUUUAUUAGUGUAGAAACAGUAUUACUUUUAAUUACUGAAAUUAUACCAAGAUAAAAAAAAAAAAUAAAAAAAAUCAAUUUUUAUUAUUCGACAGGUAAUAUUUGUUCCAUUUAUUUUGCUUUACAAAUGCACAAUCUUCACUUGCUGCUACUACUGCUUGUCGAAUAACAAAGAUGUCAUUUAAAAACAUACAUGAAUGGAACUUUGGAAGGUGAAUAUUUAUUGAAUUUCUAAUGAUGAAAUAAAAUGACAUGCAAAAUGUUUUUGUUUGAAAUAUUCACAGCUUAAAAUAAAUAUACAACAAUGUUAAAUUACAGCCCCAAAAACUGCAUUUGCAACUGUUAUUGGAACACAUUUUUUUAAUCGAUUCGAUUUAACAUGCUUUUUUAAAUUAAAGACAUUUGUCAUUAAUAUACUCCCAUAAAUGACUCAAAAUAUGUUGAUCUUUUAUUUAUAAUCUGUAAUGUUGUUGGCUCCUCAGAUGGUCCAGAUGCCCCUCAGUUAACUAAGACUCCAGACGGUUCUUCUUACCUGUUCGUCCAACUCUUUGUCUCCUGCCUCGUUCUCAUGGGAACUGAACGGCCAGCCAGUGACCGCCGGCCAAUCGGGCAGUGGUGUGCUGAGUCUUCUCGACCAAUCAGAGUGGCCGUUACAUCUGCAUAGCACGGAAUGACAUCACCAGGGGCACAUCAAAGCAGCAGAUAGACGUGGCCAUUGUACCUGUCUCAGUGCAGGGGCAGUGGCAGGGAUCGUUGUAGCCUGUGUUGUUGCCCUCAUCAUAAUUAUCAUUGUUAUUACUGUGCUCCUGUGACAAAGAAAUGUUGAUCAGAGACUCAGAGAUUUUUCUUCAGAAGACAAACCAGAAUGACAGCCCCACAAAUUCCAACAUUGCCUACAGAGCUCUUGUCAAUGGAAACCACCCUGAUUCAACAUUACACAACUCACUUACCCAAAACCAGCAAAUCCUCACCACUCUUCCCAAUAACAAUGAUGAGAACAUCAACUCAAUGACACAAAACAGGCCUGGCAACUCCAGCCCACAGCUUCAUAAUGGCCAUCUGAACACAGAUGCAUACACAGAUGUAUUCCAACACAACUUCAGUGCACUUCCAAACAAUGGGCAUCCAAACACUAAUCCAAACAAUGGCCUUCAGAACUCCAGAUCAUUCCCAAAGCCUGGCUAAUUAAUCCUAAUAUACUCAUUCAAACGGGUAACCAUCAGCCUGGUGUGAUUGCCCCAACAGUUCAUGUAAACUUCAACACACUUCCACGUACUGACCAGUUCAACAGCGCACAACCUCAAACAGUGCAUGUCAACUUGAACACGUAUUCUCAAGAACCAAACCAGCCAAGUCCAGUGAUCCAGCAACACACUGAUCAGAGAGAAAGUGCGCUACGGCAUCAACACACCAAUCAAAAUCUCUCUCAGACUGGCUUGUUAAACUCUGAACCUUUGACCAAUGGCUCUCAACCCAGUGGACUCAUUAAGACCGGCUACUCGCACCCUACCAACUGCACCAAUGCUAACCACCGUGCCGCCAACUCGCGGUCAUCAAUAGAAGAGCAUCCACGACAUUCUAACCCAACUCAGGCCAACAACCUUUUCAACAAGCCCUCAUUAGACACCAGCAUGAAUCCCCGCCAGAUGCCUUGGGACCGUUUGCGGGGAACACCGACGUACCCCAACCGCCAAGUCGACAACUCUGACAGCAGUGGAUCUACAGACCGGCUGCCUAGAUUGCCACAAAAAGAUGCACGGAGGGGCCGCUCUGGUCCAAGACCCAGGGAAAUUGAACCUAGUAGGUGGGUUGACCCAGGCUGCUUCUGCUCCCCAAGAAAGAGACCUCCAGAGACCGAAUGUUUACAACGUAGUGCUAAAUCACUCUCAAAUGGACCUGAAUGUGCAGAGACAAGUGCAACAACAGAACACGCCACGGCCACAAGUCCAAUCCCAAAGCCAGAGUGCUCCGAGGCAUGCUAUACUUCAAAUCCAAACUCCUCAGGCUCGGAAUCCAAUCCACAUAGGUCUACCUCCAGGAACAACCAUACAUCACCCCGCUGAAGCGCACAACCAACCUCAGGUGUGCACAAGCCAUCCACAGAUGCAAACGGGCAUCAGACCAGACCACAUGCAGCCAUUCCUCUUACUCAUGAAUCCCUUUGCCAGCACAUCAUCCAGACAGAAAACCCAUUCACCAACCGAAUCCAGCAGACUCAAGCCACCUUGCAGAACCCUGGAGCUCAGUCCAGAUCUUCUCAACCCAUUCAGCAGCUCAACAAAGCUGGCCAGGAGCCACCAACUCCACCUCUGGUGCUACAGCCGGCCAAGUUCCAGUCACUGCCACUGGAGCGCAGGCAGCAGGCGCGCACCCUCCAGCCCGCGCACGUGAACAGUCGGCCUGUAAAUGUGAUGCAUAGACUGAUCUACGGACAUGCACAGACAGACUAGCGUGUGGCAUACAAGCCCUCAAUGAUUGCCAGGAAUUCAUCCAUUCAUGGAUGUGGAUAUUUGUACAGAACAAAUUUGGCCCACAGAGGCAGACCCAGAUGCUGAGAAAAUGCAACAAUAUCUGCACUGCAAAAAAAAAAAACCUGUCUUACAAAGCACAAUGUCUCUCUGGUGGAAAGAAACAAAUGUUCAGUCAUUCCUCUGGCCAUUCGUUUAUUGUGCUGCACAAAACUUUUUAUUGUUUUUUUUUUUUGGAGACCACAUUAUUGAUAAAACGACUGAUCUUUUUGUCUCUGACAAACAGUAGUCAUGUGAGAACCGUGGCUGUUGAAUGGGCCAUAGUGUGAAUGUCAUCCAUCAGAACAAUGCUGCUAUGGAAUCAUUUAUUGCACUCAAUUGUCUGAAAAUAAAACACAAUGAUGUGUUUUUGCACGGACAGGAAGACUUGAACAAAAUCCAAAUGAAUUAGGAUGGCUGGCAGAGCUCGACUACUAAAUGAUAAAUAAUGGAGUGCCACUGCUCGUCCUUUCACAGCUAUUAUUUCAGCUUUAUGCUCACAGAUGCUUCUUGUAACACUGCUCAAUUAGUGCGAUUCACUAUGGAGCUUUUGUGGAUGCAUUGCGCAUUUGAGUAUGAAGGAGACCCACUUAACGGACAUGUAAUUAAUUAAGCUCUUUUAUUUGUACGUUAAUGAUGUGGAAAAUGCUAAUGACUUAAAGUAAAAUUAGUUCUUGACCAGUCUAGCAAGAAACAAUCAAAUAUAAGAGAGACUGGGGCUAGUCACACUUUUACUCCAGUGAAUAUUUCCAGAGAUUAUUUAGCAGAGAUGGGCCACUUCUAUUAAAAUGAAUGGGACAAAUUGGAACGCUCAGCCAACGAGCUCUUGAGCACCCAACAGUCAACGGAUGUAGAAACGAAGUCCCGCCUUACAGUUAAAAGAGCCAAUCACCUUUUAGAUACAGACAUCGCCUGUCAAUCAACUUUAGAAAGCGCAUGCGCAUUAACCAUACAAGCCGGGAAAAUUGCAUUUUUCUUAGCGUAAUCUCAGGUAAAGAAUCACAAUUUAUGAUUUCAGUAUUGUCAGAUUUUAUUGCUGAUUUGAAAAAUGUACUUUGAUCGUAAUCUUGACCAACCGUUUUUGAGAUUUUGGUGUUUCUCCAUUCAAGUAGAUAGGAGCUGCACUGGCAUGACUGGAAAUAGCGUCCCGAGAGCAUUCCAAAGAUGGCCGACAGUGGACAGACUUGCUAGAUAGACUUUAAUAUUUCUCAGCAUACAGGAGUUCUGCAGAGCUUGUCAGAGAGAGCAGCCGUAACCAAGGGGGACAGAGCUUAGUGAAAGAAGUCAGUUAUACGGGUUUGGAACAAGAUGAGAGGCUCUAUACUUGGCAUAAAAGGUGACAAUGGUGUGGACAUUGAGCCGCAGUAACCUGGUGUUGGUGGUGUGUGGAUUCACUUUGAUCACUGGUCUUCCUACCAACAUCCUGUCCUUCUACACCUUUUUCAAGAAGAUUCGCCAGCAGUCCACACCCAUAGAUGUCCUACUACUCAGCUUAAAUAUCUCUGACCUGAUCUUCCUGUUUGUCCUCCCAUUUCACAUGUUAGAGGCGGCCAACAUGAAAUGGACACUGCCGUACUUCCUCUGCCCGCUAUAUGGUUUCAUCUUCUACAGCACCAUCCACAACAGCACCUUACACCUGAUGGCCAUCAGUGUGGACCGCUACCUGGGUGUGACCUUUCCCAUAAAAUACAAGCUAAACCGCAAUCCCCGAAAUGCAGUGAUAGCCAGCAUUGUAUUCUGGGUGGUAUCCAUGGCGCACUGCAGUAUCGUCUAUAUUAUGCAAUACCACAACCAUUUCAACCCCAAUGUCACCGAUCCAUCCAAACGGAACACUUGUUAUGAAGACUUCAGCGACGAACAGCUUAAAAUCCUCCUUCCGGUCCGUCUGGAACUCUUUACUGUGCUCUUCUGUGUGCCUUUCCUCAUCAGCUGCUUCUGCUACAUUAAGUGUAUCUGCAUACUCUCCAAUCUACCCAACGUCAACUCUAAGAAGCGGAUCAGGGCCAUUGGGAUGGCAUUGGCCACUCUUCUGGUCUUCACUAUCUGUUUCAUGCCCUUUAACAUAUCACAUGUGGUGGGAUUUGUGGGUGGCUACAGCCCUGAGUGGCGAGAACAUGCUCUACUUGUCAGCACAUUGAACGCCUCUCUCGACCCAUUCAUUUUCUACUUCUCUUCCUCAGCCCUCAGAGAGAUUUUCAAUAACAUCUUGAGCAAGCUGGUCAUGCGGCUAACCCUACUCUGCAGUAGCACAGCUCUCUACUGCCCCCCAUUGAGCUGUGAAAAAACAGAGGAGAAAUCACAGUGCUCUGAUGACUGGUCCCACUAACAUAUCUAGCCAAUUUUGCAUAGACUGACCUGCUGAGUACCAUUGUCUUUUUUUCUGCUUUUUUCGUUCCUGAGUCAAGCAUUGCCAGUGCCAAAGCUAAUACAAAUCCAGUUGAUAUCAUUCUGAUAUUCCACUGACCAAUGCUAAGCGUUUUAUGAUUGGACCGCUGAAGAGCAGCUAAAAAUGGUCCCAAAGAAAAAUCAAGCAGGCACACGAACUGUUCUUGUUGUGGAACUGUGCCGUUCCAUACCGAUCCGGGCUUGUGGGCACAGUUACAUCUUCUUUUUACUGUAAACUUUGGUGCUGCGAAAUCAAAAAUAGAAUGGACUGACUCAGCAAAUUACCAGUCGUGAGUCACCAUGUCACUAAAGUUGUUCCACCAGCACGGUUCUCUGUCCUGAUUAAGUUAAGGAUAGGGUUACAUUUAUUGGUAGGGUAAAGGUUAGGUAUAGGGCUAUGGGUUAGGUGUAGGGUUUCUGUAAGACUCCAAACAAACACAAUAAACACAGUGUGGGAACGUCGCAUGCAGGUCUCGCAAGACUAUAGGAUUUUUGGUUGCUUACCUUCUAGACACGACCCCGUUUCAGCACAGUUUGGUACGGUACAAUUACAUACCAUCAUGGCCCAGAUUUCUCAGCACUGUUAGUUAACUAUAAGUAACAGCAAAUGAGUCUCUUGCGAGACUUGUUACCUUCUAGACACAGUCCUGAAAUGAUACUGUGUGUUUUCACACCUGGCUCGUUUGGAGCAUUUGUUUUGGAAUCUGGUGCGUUUUCUCCCUUGUUCGGUUCAUUUAGGCAUAUAUGAACAAGGCAAUCGCACUUGGAUCUGCUCCAUAAUAAUCCAAAUGCAAACGAAGUGGUUUGCUUGUAGUGAGAAUGCAAUCCGACCUAACAGACCAAUAACCCAACUAUAUCCCUAUAAAAACCAUGAACAUACCUGAAUGAUCUUUGAAGAAAACAUCUUUAGGUCAGCAGGUCACUGUAAUUCAUCAUCAAAUUGUGGAUAAAGCCUUUUGUUGACUAUAUUAGACUGUUUUAAAAUUGUAGGUAGGCAACUUUUUGACAGAUGAAGCCCAGGGGCCCACAACUCCCAUGGGGCCCAGCUCGUGGCGUCCGCCACCCCUUUUCCCCCAUCCAUUUUCGCAGGAAGAGUGCAUCUAAAUUCCUAUAGAGUAAUUCUCGUUGUGUAUAAAGCUCCAAGACUUAAAAUGUAAAUCAUAUAGUGAGCAGCCAAUGGAAAGCUUAAGAAAUGGAGACGACGAACAAGCACUAACUAGUUAACUUAACUUUUAGCGCCACUCACUUCCAACUUGUAUUUCAGUCUCUAGACGCCAUAAUGACCGCAUCUUCCCACCCAAGACGUCUUACACAACUUUGCACACAGAAUAGCAGCAACACCAAUCCCUGCAAAAAAAAAAAAAAAAUAACCAGCUUAUUUUGUGUUUUAUGUGCUGGUCCCCCAGCACGGCAUGCUAAACCAGCUAAACCAGCUUCACCUGAAAGACAAUACUGGUCAACCAACUUCAACAGCUGGGUUUUGCUGGUGAAAAGCUUGGCUAUAGACCUUAUUCAUGCUAGCGCCAUCUUUGAUUUUUAAUGGGAAUGACAAGAAGGCUGUGAGGGAUAGACUUACUGAUCUCUUCAAUGGCACGAACUGUAUAAAGUUGUUUAAAGCUCCUAGAUCACAUCUGAUUUUCCACAACUUAUGUUGUCUGGAGUUCUUUGUAUACUGAAUGUUCUUGGACAGAUAUUUUAGCAAUGUUUUGUCCGCAGAACGAUCCAAAAACACUUUAAACUGCAAUAAAGCCCAUUGAAGAGACUGUAAGUCUCUCCCUCACAGCCUCAUUGUCAUUCCUAUUAAAAAUCAAAGAUGGCACUAGCGUGAAUAAAGUCUAUGCUGGUCCACCAGCUAGACCAGCACUAACCAGUAUUAACCAGCUUAGACCAACAUGGGAAUUGCAUGCUGGUUAAGCUGGAUUUCUUAGUAGGGAUGGCUCCCAUAUAUCCAUGUUUGUUUACACUUCAAUGUGUCUCCUAGAAUGGAUGGAUUGACUUCACAGUCAGUUAGUGUAUUAUCCUCAGUGGUUUGUUGUGUGAUGUCCAGUUUUCAUUUUUAGCCAUUUACAUGGUCUGUAUGUGUGGGAUACCUAGUUUUUUAAGAACCUGUUCAGAUUUUAAAAGUGUAGUGUAACCCAGUCCAGAAGUCUCAAGACCAAGACAAUCAAGCAAGCACAUCUUGAGUGCAAAACAAUUCCACCUAAUACUCAGCAGCACAAAUUUCACACACAAUUGAAGAGUGAGUUGAAUUCAGGUUGACCAGUUUAUCUUCUUUAACGGUAUAGCUCAUUUAAACUUCUCUACACUCUCUAACAGCAAUGGAAUACUGUAAAUACAAUCAGUAAAACUAAUAUUUUGGCACAACAUUUUGUAACAUUUCCUUAUUACUUUUGCUUCUUAUUCUAUAUCAGCUACCACAGUGUAAGACAAACAGGUACAAGUUCUCCAUGGUACCAUUAUGGAAAAAGCUGUUUAAUAAAGAAUGGUAGUCCUGAAAGGAUUGAGGUUCUGAGGGUAUACAGUUGUGCUCAAAAGUUUGCAUGCCCUUGGAGAAUUGGUAAUAUAUGUACCAUUUUAAAGAAAACAUGAGUGAGCAGGCAAAACACAUUUCUAUUAUUUCUUAUGGGAUUCAUAUUCAACUGUAGGUUAUAACAGAAUGGCACAAUCAUAAAACAAAACAUGGCAACAAAGAAAAAAAUGAAAUAACCCCUGUUCAAAGGUCUGCAUACCCUUAGUUCUUAAUACUGUGUAUUGCCCCUUUUAGCAUCAAUGACAGCGUGCAGUCUUUUGUAAUUAUUGCAGAUGGUAUAGCUGCCCAUUUGUCUUGGCAAAAUGCCUCCAGGUCAUGCAAAGUCUUUGGUCGUCUUGCAUGAACUACACGUUUAAGAUCUCCCCAGAGUGGCUCGAUGAUAUUAAGGUCAGGAGACUGUGAUGGCCACUCCAGAACCUUCACCUUUUUCUGCUGUAACCACUGGAGGGUCAACUUGGCCUUGUGCUUAGGGUCAUUGUCAUGCUGGAAAGUCCAAGAGCGUCCCAUGUGCAGCUUUCGUGCAGAAGAAUGCAAAUUGUCUGCCAGUAUUUUCUGAUAACAUGCUGCAUUCAUGUUGCCAUCAAUUUUCACAAGAUUCCCCGUGCCUUUAGAGCUCACACACCCCCAAAACAUCAGUGAGCCACCACCAUGCUUCACAGUAGGGAUGGUAUUCUUUUCACUAUAGGCCUUGUUGACCCCUCUCCAAACAUAGCGCUUAUGAUUGUGGCCAUAAAGUUCUGUUUGGUCUCGUCACUCCAAAUAACAGUGUGCCAGAAGCUUUGAGGCAUGUCAAGUGUUGUCGGGCAUAUUGUAACUGGGCUUUUUUGUGGCAAUGCAGAUCUACCAUGCUGCUCAUUUUCAUUCAAGUAUCGUCGUAUUGUGCUCCUUGAAACAACCACACCGUCUUUUUCCAGAGCAGCCUGUAUUUCUCCUGAGGUUACCUGUAGGUUUUUCUUUGUAUCCUGAACAAUUCUUCUGGCAGUUGUGGCUGAAAUCUUUCUUGGUCUACCCCUUGGCUUGGUAUCAAAAGAUCCCUGAAUUUUCCACUUCUUAAUAAGUGAUUGAACAGUACUGACUGGCAUUUUCAAAGCUUUGGAUAUCUUUUUAUAUCCUUUUCCAUCUUUAUAAAGUUCCAUUACCUUGUUACGCAGGUCUUUUGACAGUUCUUUUCUGCUCCCCAUGGCCAGGUAUCUAGCCUGCUCAGUGCAUCCUCGUGAGAGCUAACAAACUCAUUGACUAUUUAUACACAGACACUAACUGCAAUUUUAAAAGCCACAGGUGUGGGAAGUUAACCUUUAAUUGCCAUUUAAACCUGUGUGUGUCACCUUGUGUGUCUGUAACAAGAACAAACAUUCAAGGGUAUGUAAACUUUUGAUCAGGGCCAUUUGGGUGAUUUCUGUUAUCAUUAUUAUUUAAAAAGGAGCCAAACAACUAUGUGAUAAUAAAUGGCUUCAUAUGAUCACUAACCUUAAAUAAAAGACAGUUUAUUUGCAUGAUCAGUCAUAUUUUCAAAAUCAAUGCCAAAAUUUCACAAUUUCUGCCAGGGUAUGCAAACUUUUGAGCACAACUGUAUAUUGAUCUUUUUUUAUUUUUUUUAUAAUGUUUUAUGUGGUAAGGAUAUUGAAGGUAUAUGUUGUUUAUGCUAUUGUGUGUCCAUAUGUAACAGAGAUUAUGAGAAUAUAUGCUGAGUAUUUUAUUGUGCUUUUAUAUGUAAUAGCAACUUUGAUGCCCAUGGCAAAUUUCUCCACAGAGACCAAUAAAGAAUCAAUCAAUCAAUUAUUCAA
This is a messenger RNA of Myxocyprinus asiaticus (Chinese sucker), 11984 nucleotides long. Its product is annotated as free fatty acid receptor 2-like. Gene Ontology annotation, molecular function: G protein-coupled receptor activity. The coding region runs from base 6628 to 7611 and encodes 327 amino acids. The transcript has 8 exons. NCBI's taxonomy places the organism in Eukaryota, Metazoa, Chordata, Actinopteri, Cypriniformes, Catostomidae. Gene Ontology annotation, cellular component: plasma membrane. Gene Ontology annotation, biological process: cellular response to fatty acid; G protein-coupled receptor signaling pathway. The record is from RefSeq and is a predicted model, not a curated record.